Molecule: messenger RNA, 1805 nt
Organism: Neltuma alba
Lineage: Eukaryota; Viridiplantae; Streptophyta; Magnoliopsida; Fabales; Fabaceae
Product: dof zinc finger protein DOF3.1-like
Exons: 2
Coding region: 180-1064 (294 amino acids)
Biological process (GO): regulation of DNA-templated transcription
Molecular function (GO): DNA binding; DNA-binding transcription factor activity
Source: RefSeq, a predicted model, not a curated record
CAUCACGUGAAACUAUGCAUCUGAUUGCUUACAUAAUUAAAUAUAUGUUCGUCUUAUAAUGUUAAGUCGCUACCGUCCUCCAUUAUCUCUCCCUCAUCGUUUCCUCCAUUCGUCCACAAUUCACUCACGCCAUUCCAAAUCCUCGCUCUAUUUUCUUUGUCUGUUUACUAUCUGUUUCAAUGUUGGGUAACUGUGAGAAAAUGGUGGUCAUCCCCCCGACGAAUAACGAAUGGCCACAGACAGGCGAUCAAAAGAUCUCGUCGAUGGGUUCCGGUGGGAUGACGACAAUGGAGCAACCUUCAGGUCAGGAGCUUCAGCAGCAGCAACAAUCUCUCAAUUGUCCUCGUUGUGAUUCAACCAACACUAAGUUCUGCUACUACAACAACUACAGCUUGUCUCAGCCAAGGCACUUCUGCAAAUCUUGCAAGCGAUAUUGGACCAGAGGAGGCACUCUGAGAAAUGUUCCUGUAGGAGGUGGGUGCAGGAAGAACAAGCGCGUGAAGCGCCAAACACCUUCUGCUUCUGAUCAAACUCCUUCUUCUUCGUCUUCUUCUUCUCCUACUGCUGCUAAUUCAAACCCUCCUUCUCAACCCCACAUCGAUAAUCAUGUCAAUCCUCUGUUUUAUGGGUUGCCUCGUAACUCUAAUUCUGAUAUGAAUCUUCCAUUUCCAAGGUUCAAUUCUGGGUACGAUCAUCUUCAGCCUCAUCUGAAUGCCCUGGGAUUGGGAUUUUCCUCUGCGUACACUUUAAACGAUUCACUUUUUUCGAAUUACAAUUCCGUCUUUGGUAAUUCGAUCUUCGGUAGUUCUUCAACUGCCAUAUCCUCCCUCCUAAGCCCUAGUACUAAUCUGCAGCAACAGAAGUUCAUCAAUGGAGGUGUGAAGGAUGAUGUUCUAGGCACCUGCACUUUCCAGGGCUUAGACCCACUAGAAGAGGUGAAAGUCGAAGAAGAAAGACCCAACCAGAUCACUGAGCAUGGGAGCUUGUUCGAUUACUACUCACCUUAUUAUUGGAAUGAUCAGACAAAUAAUGUUGGUCCUUCAGUCGCUUCUAUGAUCGAGUAAAAACAGCAAUCUCUCGGUCUCUUUCUCUCUCUCUCCCCCCUCGUUUCAGUUAGUCAUGCUUCGGUCCUUUUCUUUAUAGCCCUAUCUGCUAAUUAGGUCUCUUUUGUUCAAUACACUACUUUUCUCUUUUGGGUCAAAAAGGGGUUGGGUGAAAGAUGGAGAAAUAUACAUAUAUGUGUAGCUAAAGAUAAGAGGAGUUUUGGAUCGGAGCGAUCAUGUCAGCUGCAAAUAGUACUCACGCUUCAGCCUAUUGUUUUAUGCGUCAAAGGUUUGAGAACACUGAUUACAUUGCUCUGAGAGGAACCUCGGAUCCUCUUCUCUCUCAUCGUUAGAGUAUUCCCCAUGGAGAGAUAUCGAUCGAAAGUGGAACAUCCUUCUUUUUGGUGCAACUUCUUCUCCAUAGUUGAUCAGUAGGCUGGUCUUUGCAAUGUACAUAUGUACGUCUUUCAUGUAAGAGACUUGUCUUUUGCUUCUUUACUUUCUUAUGUAUUGUGAUUAAACUAGGUCGGGGUGGGGGAUUUAUAUGAGUAACUGCAUCUAAUAUUUGUUCCAUUUUUGUGUUCUUUUUAAGGUUUGAUUUAGCCUAGCUAGCUAGGUGGGUGGACUUAGAUAUAUAUUGGGUUUAAUUGUGUAGAAGAGAGGGAGAUCGAUCAGAUUGUUCACUUUUAUUUGGGUUUGCUCAACUUCUGCUGUUCUUCAUCGUUCAAUAAUUCCAAGAAUUAAUCUUGGGUUCUUUCGAAA